This is a messenger RNA of Ostrea edulis (European flat oyster), 2408 nucleotides long. RefSeq names its product neurogenic differentiation factor 1-like. The transcript has a single exon. Gene Ontology annotation, molecular function: protein dimerization activity. The record is from RefSeq and is a predicted model, not a curated record. Lineage: Eukaryota; Metazoa; Mollusca; Bivalvia; Ostreida; Ostreidae. Bases 197 to 787 code for a protein of 196 amino acids.
UUAGCGAAUUUGUCGGCGCAGCGCGAGAUAUAAAAUGAUUACUUUUGUUUAUAAUUCCAUCAUAUAUAUUUAAAGAUGGCGAACAUGAUUGGAAAUUGACUAAGCUACUUAAAUACUUUGGCUCCGACAACCAAGACAAUAUAUAGCAUCAGGGGAUAAAACAAUUGACGGUAAUUAAGUUAUGCUGUCGUAAAGAAUGGCCUGCGAGACGUUUGCUGUCAUGGGUGAAUAUUUUGAACAGUACAACUACCCCACUUUUGAGCCGAUGCACACAGGUUGGAAUGAAUACGACCACUAUGAAGGGGACUACCAUUAUGACAGCGGAGUAACUUAUGAUAUUGCUCUACAAAAUGACUGCUAUUUUGAACAUUCUGGUGAAGAUGGGUGUCUUAAUCAAGAAGUGUCUUCAGGGAAUAGUGUGUGUUAUGAAUUUGAAAUGCAAAAUAAACACAAUCUCGAGAAAAGGUACCCGGAUAAAACAAACGAUGUGGACUUAGUGAGACAUGGGGCUACGGUGAGGGAGAGGAACCGGAUGCACAUGUUAAACGAUGCUUUCGACGAACUUCGUAAAGUAGUUCCGAAAAAUAACUUGGGUGAGCAUCAAAAAUUGUCAAAAAUAGCUACCCUAAGAUUAGCUAUUCGAUACAUCUCGUCUUUGACAAAGACUUUGAAAGAUGCCGGAGUGGAAGUCCGAAUCGUUAAGAGUUCGGGUAUCACAGAUCGUAGAGGAAAACGACGAGGUGUUCGAAGGUCUGCUGUAGAAAAGUCACCAAGAUUUUCCGAGUAAAUGUUGCGGAAACUUUUUUUUUUCUUUAGAAAAUUGUUAAUAUACUUCAUUUAAAAUGAAAACAUUAUUUAAAAUCAGCGCUUCAAAGGGGAUUAAACGAGAAACUGGAUACAGUAAAAGUGGCGGCUUAGUUCGUGUAUGUGUAUAUAUAGAGUAGUGUAUGGAAAUGAAAGUCGUGGAUUAGUUCGUGUAUGUGUAUAUAUAGAGUAGUGUAUGGAAAUGAAAGUUGUGGAUUACAUGUAGCAUGACUUGUGGUAGGUUUCAAGACCAGAAACACUAAAAACUGUACAUUUAUAAUAUGGUGGCUUAUACACCAAGGUUGUGUAAAACCAUAGUAUUCAAGAAUUGUGUCGUAUAAAUUAGAUAUUACCUUGAAAAAUAUAGAUGUUGUUUCUUCUUUAGUUUUCAUGAGUAUUUUUCAGACCUCAUAACAUAUACGAAAAAAUAUGAAGAAAAUGUAACCGUCAAAGAUAUGGCCCUGACUAAACUUUAUUACUAAUUAUAUUCUCUUCACAGUGCGCAGGGUGUGGAGAUAUUGUAUAACAAAUCAAUAUUACAUGUAUACAAAUAUAAUUUAUAAUUUUCGUCAUACAAAUAUCUAUGAUUUUAUAAAAAAAAAAAUUGACAAAUAAAAAUGGGAUGGAUUUCAAUCUUUUUGCAUCAUUUUAAAUGGUAGGCAUAUGUUCAGUUACAUAGUUAAAUUCUUCGUCGUCAUAUUCCAUGAUUAUUUGAAAUUUCCUUUUAAUUUACAAUGUGAAAUUUGCCCACAAAAUGUAUCUUUACAUAACCAAAGCCUCGUAAAAAUGAAAAAACAAAACAAAAAAACAAACAAACAAAAAACCCACAGCUACACAUGAAAAUGUUAAAAGCAUCAAUUAUGCAUUAAAAACACACAAUAUCUCGAGAAAACACUAAGUUCCUUAAAUCAAUAUGGAGGAUUCUCUCUUGAUUGUUAGUCUAUUACACAUUUCGGUACUCCGACAUAAGGCACACCUCGGACUAACACUGAUAUACAGGUAAUUACUAUGAAUUCUUAUUUCUAUGUUCUUUUGGAGUCAUAUUCCGAUGAGGUCUCUGAGCGCCGUCUACCGCACGUGCUUUUAUUUCUGGAUCACAGAUUAUUAUAAAACAUAUAAGCUUAUUAACGGAGGACGCUUGUUAAAAGGUCACCAUUACAUGUAAUGAGGCUAUGAGCACUUAUGAAAGGUAUAAGUACCAUGGAAACAGAAUGAAAUAUUGUCCUUUAAUAUUCUACUAAACACACACCAAUCGAACACGUCUCCUCAAUAAAAUAUUGUCCUUUAAUAUUCUACUAAACACACACCAAUCGAACACGUCUCCCCAAGAGCAAAAACACGUUUCAAAAGUUUCUAUUCUUAUAUGGUGAUUAUGGCAGUAGGAUGUCAUUAAUUUAUCCGUUGAAAUCCACUUAAGGUAGCUCCACUCUCAUGUGACUUAUCAAUUUUAAUGGCUGAAAGUGGAAAAACUGUAUUAUUUUCCUCUCAAUAUAGUUUGAUUUAAUUAAUAACCAAAGAAAAUGUGUAUGUUGCCACCUUUGGAAAAUACCAAUUUGUUACCCCUUUUUUAUUUUAUCCAGUGAAUAAAUUUCCUAUGAAAGGUA